CGACAAUGUGAAGCAGAUAUGAGCCCCUCCUUACCCAAAGCACCCUUCCUACCCAGCUUUGAGCACCACACCAUGCCCGAAAAAGUUGACACUCGCGAAUUCCGGCCGCUCAAGGUCGCCAUCAUUGGCGGUGGCAUCGGCGGCAUGUCGGCCGCUGUUGCCUUGCGCCGAGCCGGUCACAUCUGCUCCGUCUACGAGAGGCGAGACUUCGACGUCGAAGUCGGUGCCAGCCUGUCAUGCGCCGCCAACGGCAACCGAUGGCUCCAUGAGUGGGGCGUCGACGUCCAGGCAGGUAGACCAGUCGAUCUGCAACACCUCCUCAUGCGUGACUGGCACACGGGCGAAGUCCGGAAUGACUACGACCUGUCAGGCUAUGCAAAGGAGUGGGGUACGCCGUACUACAUGUUCCAUCGUAGAGACCAGCUGCAAAUCACCCACGACGCGGCCGUGGCAAAGGAGGGCGAGGGCACGCCUGUCCAAGUUGUCACGGACCACAUCGCCACCCACGUCGAUCACGAAGCGGGCGUGGUGACUUUCGAAAACGGGGAAAAGGUCAAGGCAGAUCUCGUCCUCGGAGCCGACGGCAUCAGGAGCAAAGUGAGAGAAGCCAUUGGCAUCGUUGCAGAGAAGAAAUCGGCACCGCAAACGUGCUACCGCGUCAAUGUCUCAAAGGAAAAGGUAGAGGCACUCGGCCUCGACUGGGCCGCAGACCCGGCCAUUCAAUUCUGGGGUGGCUACCCAAAGAACAACCUGAGCCAGUACUACAAGGUCGUCAUGAGUCCCAUGGCCGGCUAUUCGCUUAUCUCUUUCUACCUCUUCAUGCCAACGGAGAUGACCAACCACCACGAGGAAGGAUUCGUCUUUGCCGAAGCCGAUCUGAGGGAUGUGCUGGCAGGCCAGUACUCGGAGCUUGACCCGCGCUGCGUGGCCCUGAUCAAAGAGUCUGUCGAGCGAAAGCCCUGGAGGCUCUACAUUCACCAGCCUUACAAGUAUAUUGUCAAGGGUCGCGCAGCCCUCGUGGGCGACUCGGCCCACCCAAUGAUGCCUCAUCAGUCUCAAGGUGCUUGUCAAGCUGUUGAAGACGCUGCCGCUCUCGGCCUUGUCUUCUCCAAAAAGUACGGUGGACGCUUUACCUCCGACGUGGAAGCGGGGUUGCGCAUGUACGAGAAGAUCCGCCACCCUCGGGCGACUCGGGUGCAGGAGGCCAGCAAGCGUGCGCUCGAGAACCUCAACGAGCGAAUCGGCUUUACGAGCCUGAGCGCACCAGAGGCAGCCCUGGCGGCGAAGUCGGACAAGCUGACGGUAGACGAGAUGAACAAUUACGACAUGCACAAGCAUGUCGACGACGAAGUUGCGAAGCUCGCUCAAGCGUCUUGAUAUCACAUCUUUCCUCCUGUCCUUUUUUAUUUAUGACCGGCCGUGUCACAAUCAAUC
This is a messenger RNA of Acaromyces ingoldii, 1434 nucleotides long. RefSeq names its product FAD/NAD(P)-binding domain-containing protein. Bases 73 to 1377 code for a protein of 434 amino acids. The transcript has 3 exons. The record is from RefSeq and is a predicted model, not a curated record. NCBI's taxonomy places the organism in Eukaryota, Fungi, Basidiomycota, Exobasidiomycetes, Exobasidiales, Cryptobasidiaceae. Gene Ontology annotation, molecular function: FAD binding; monooxygenase activity.